Messenger RNA from Pristis pectinata (smalltooth sawfish), 1926 nucleotides. RefSeq names its product glycogenin 1a (gene gyg1a). Lineage: Eukaryota; Metazoa; Chordata; Chondrichthyes; Rhinopristiformes; Pristidae. Gene Ontology annotation, cellular component: cytoplasm. Gene Ontology annotation, molecular function: glycosyltransferase activity. Bases 142 to 1200 code for a protein of 352 amino acids. The transcript has 8 exons. The record is from RefSeq and is a predicted model, not a curated record.
CUCUGACGUGUCCCUGCCGCUGUAUAUAGAACGGAGUGAGCGAUUGCGGCUCCCAGCGAACACACUGACAAGGGCGCACAAGCAGUGGGCAGCUCCGAGCUUUUGCCUCUUUACUCCUUGCGUUCAUCGGACCGUGUCAGCAUGACGGAUCAAGCCUUCGUAACACUAGCAACUAAUGAUCUAUAUGGGAAAGGAGCAUUGGUGCUAGGAACCUCAUUGCGAAAUCACAAAACUACAAGAAAGCUGGUGAUUCUUCUAACUCCCCAAGUAUCUAACAAUAUAAGAUCUGUGCUGGAAAGGGUCUUUGAUGAGGUUAUUUUAGUGGAUGUGCUAGAUAGCAAGGAUUCGGCUCAUCUGGCCAUGAUCAAGAGGCCUGAGUUGGGUGUGACCUUUACGAAGCUGCACUGCUGGGCUCUCACACAGUACUCCAAAUGUAUAUUUAUGGAUGCAGACACACUGGUAUUAUGCAACAUUGACGAACUUUUUGAUCGGGAGGAAUUGUCUGCGGCACCAGAUCCAGGAUGGCCGGACUGCUUCAAUACAGGAGUGUUUGUUUACCGCCCUUCCAUUGAAACCUACAAUGAACUUCUUCGGUUUUCCACAGAAAAAGGCAGCUUUGACGGUGGGGACCAGGGUUUACUGAACAGCUUCUUCAGCAACUGGGCAACAGCCGAUAUCAAUAAGCACCUUCCCUUCAUUUACAAUCUGAGCAGUGUCGCAAUUUAUUCCUACCUUCCCGCUUUCAAACAAUACGGUCCUGAUGCCAAGGUGGUUCACUUUCUUGGUAACAUCAAACCAUGGAACUACUCCUACGACUCAAAGACAAAAUGUGUGACAAGUGCUGUUCACGACAGUUCAUCAAUUGUUCACACUGAAUUCGUCAGUAUGUGGUGGGACACCUUCACAUCUAUUCAGCCUAUGCUUACAGAAUAUGGUGUCUCAAAGAACAUCAGUCCUGACAAACAAGAGCAGUCAUGCCUGGUCUAUUCACUGGCUUUCACUUGUGGCUUGCCAUUCUGUAGGAAGGAGGAGAAGUUGAGUGAAGCCAUCUCCCACCUUUCUGUCAGCCCACCUCCCCCACCCGCCCCAAUGAUCUCCUCGGAAGAGCGUCGGAAAAAUUGGGAACAGGGUCAAGCUGAUUUCAUGGGAGUAGAUUCUUUCCAGAACAUCCAGAAGAAGCUGGAUACGUACUUGAAUUAAAGGCUGCUCACUGAACACCUGCUGUGGCUGACCAGCAAGAACUGAAUACAGAAGGUCUUUAGCGUCUAGGCUGGAGUUCAGUGCAUGGUUGGUUUGUACUUGGCCUAUUAGUGACAUGGUUUGAGAGGGGUGUCUUCAUCUGGUUGUCACCUCGAGGCUGCAGCUCUGUAGUGAGAAUGUGACAAAGCCCGAGAAGAUCGAAUUUUAAAUUCCUGAAGCAAAUCUCCUCCCAGUGUUAAAUCCUCAGCACAUCACCACACUGCCUCCUACUGUAAUACUACUCCAGAACAAUACUGCUGUUUGCUUAACUUAGUAAGACACACUUAAUUAAACUUCAGCACUAUUACAGACGCUGAAUUUUACAGUGCUGCCAGUAUUUUUACAAAUGUUUAAAUUAGCUGCAACAUUGCAUGAAGGAAUAUAAUUGUGUCCUUCCCUUUCCAUCAGCUUUUCCAAGGAAAUACUGUGCCCCAUGUCCAAUGACAAAAAUAAUUUUAUCUUUGAGUCUUAAUCAUAUAUAGAAACCUAGAGGUGAGAUUUCUGUGCACAAUACAUAGACAGUACCUUGCAAAAUUUACAAGGAACUCUCCCAAACUUUUAUGACAUUUUGUUCUGUGACUAAACUACUGACCAUCAAUUUUUAAGUGUAUCAUAGUACUUUAACCACAAAAUAAACUUGUUUGAAAUAGCUGCAAAUUCUUUUCAAUAAAAGUAUCUGCCCCCUUG